CGCUCUGGGCCACAGCAACUCGCUCCAAGUUCCCUCCCUCGCUCCCCGGCGAAGCCUGCCUGAGCCCUCCCACUCGUUGCAGACCGAACCAUCGCGCCCGCAGCCAGCCGGGGCGCUCCACGGCCUCGCGUCCUGGGCCCCCUCGGCCACCCCGGUCGGCUCUCCGCCCGUGGCCCCAGCGAGGCGGUGGCGAGGGCUCGGCAGCCCCUGCGGUCCGCACUAGGUCCUUGGGCGGCGCCGGCUGCCGGGACCCCGUCCCUCUCGCGCCGCGACUCUCUCUCUCUGCCUGCCGUCCCCUGGAGCCCAGCGCCCGGCUCGGGCCGCACCGCGCCGAACCGAGGAGCGCGGCCGAGGAGGAUGCUGUUCUUGACUCUACAACUCAGUGCUUUUACUCAGUAUCCUUGGCAGCAUUCUGAAGCACAGUGAAAUCCCCAGUUGGACAUCCAGAGCCGUGGAAGUUAACAAAAAGUCUUUAAGGCCUGAAAGGGAAAUAAAAGAUAUUUCAUACUGCAGAGAGUACUUUAAGAUAGGGAGGAUCCCCUGUGACUUCUGCCUACCAUCCACAAAAUACUGAUUCCUCUUCCAACUCUGCCUGCAGUUAAACACAAAGACCUGGGGAGACUCCCACAUCCUUGGGGAGAAGAAAAGAGGCAGCCAAGCAGAUUAAAGGGACUUGUGGCUCGUGGCCUUUCUGCACAGGAGCAAAGUGAAUUCCGGCCACAGUGGCAAUUAACGAGCUGUGUGAGAUGAGGCGCUGCCGUGGCUGCUGACACCCAAGGUUCCAGGAUCCGUUGGCUGCCCUUUGUGCCUCACGCACAUGUGUCUAUUCAGCGCAUCCGGAGGCGCCCAGAAGAGAAUCCAACACGGCUGCCGGGGAGAGACCACCCACCAUGCCCACGGAGACCCUACAGACAGGUAGCAUGGUGAAACCGGUCAGCCCCGCGGGCACCUUCACCUCAGCCGUGCCCCUGCGCAUCCUCAACAAGGGGCCCGACUACUUUCGCAGGCAGGCCGAGCCCAACCCCAAGAGACUCAGCGCCGUGGAGAGGCUGGAAGCGGACAAGGCCAAGUACGUCAAGAGCCAAGAGGUCAUCAACGCCAAGCAGGAGCCCGUGAAGCCAGCCGUGCUGGCCAGACCCCCGGUGUGCCCCGCCGCCAAGCGCGCGCUGGGCAGCCCGACGCUCAAGGUGUUCGGCGGCGGAGCCAAGACUGAGAGCGGCGUGCAGAGGGAGAACCUUAAGCUCGAGAUCCUGAAAAACAUCAUCAACAGCUCAGAGGGCUCCAGCUCGGGCUCAGGCCACAAGCACAGCUCCCGGAAUUGGCCGCCCCACCGGCCCGAUGCCGCCGACCUGCACCGGCACUCCUUCGCCGAGUCGCUCAGGGUCUGCCCCACGCAGGGCCGUGGCAGCCCGCAGGAGGGCGGCUCCCACGUGGGCCGCAGGCUGCUGGAGCCAUCAGCCGAGUCCUUCCUGCACGUGUCGCACAGCUCCUCAGACAUCCGCAAGGUGACCAGCGGGAAGCCCUUGAAAGCGAUCCCCUGCAGCAGCUCCGCCCCACCCCUGCCUCCCAAACCCAAGGGGGCUGCCCUCGCGGCCGUGAAGUCUCCCGAGGUCGACCCCAUGGAACCCACCUGCGGGGUCAGCCGGAGACCCUCGCUCCAGCGUUCCAAGUCAGACUUGAGUGACAGGUAUUUCCGGGUGGACGCAGACGUGGAGAGGUUCUUCAACUACUGCGGAUUGGACCCCGAGGAGCUGGAAAACCUGGGAAUGGAAAACUUUGCAAGGGCUAAUUCCGACAUAAUAUCCCUCAACUUCCGCAGUGCAAGCAUGAUCAGCUCAGACUGUGAACAGUCUCAGGACAGUAACAGUGACCUUAGAAAUGACGACAGUGCCAAUGACCGGGUACCAUAUGGCAUUUCUGCCAUCGAAAGAAAUGCUAGGAUCAUCAAGUGGUUAUAUAGCAUCAAACAAGCCAGGGAGUCACAGAAGGUCUCCCAUGUGUAAGGCAAAGUGCGUGCAGAGGAGGGAGGGGUGGUGGGUCUCUGUCUGUGCACCCAAAGCUGUGAAGGUUGUGAGGUCUCCUUGAGGUGUCAUGAGCUUCUCCACACUCUUUGUGUUGCUUGUGCAAUGUUUCCAAGUUGCAUGCCUGUCAACAUGGGGACUGACCUGGCUGCCACGUCAACCAUUGCUGCAGAGCCUGGCUGAACACACGUCAUCUGCCAAAAGUUUCGGGCCAGAAUCUAAUUAGGGCUUCAAUCUUAAGCAAAACUGUUUACAGGAAAAACGGUAUACAACUUCUUCAAUAUUUAUGUGGUUCUUGUGUUUUUAUAUCCCAUGCUAUUGUGUCUUAAUUAAAAGUUUUAUCAAC
Molecule: messenger RNA, 2367 nt
Organism: Manis javanica (Malayan pangolin)
Lineage: Eukaryota; Metazoa; Chordata; Mammalia; Pholidota; Manidae
Gene: FAM110B
Product: family with sequence similarity 110 member B
Source: RefSeq, a predicted model, not a curated record